AGCAUUUACAUGUUUCUGUUGUUCAUGGUAUAUUUAUUGGGGGAGUUUUACUUGCUUAUCUACGCCCCCGGGUACAUUUUACAAAUUUGAACUACCAAAUUAUAGGGUUUGUUUCAAUAUUUAAUAAUUUUAUUUCGCUGACGCAGAAAUGAAAAGCAAUACUCACAUAUCCUCAAGGAAAUUCGCGCUUCCGGACAGUGACGUGUACAGUAUGUUGUACAGUGGGUGUCAACACAACCUAAACAAGACUUUAAUCAGUGACUCGGAACGACGGUAAAACAACAACGUGAUGACAACUAUCACACAAUGUAAAACUGCCAACCUUUUGGCCACGUCGUCGCAACGUCGAGACAACGUUCUGUGUUUAAGGACUGGCCCGUGCCUCACUGUAACCCAGAUUUAUUUUUUAUUUUUUUAAGAAAAAUAAGGGCAAGUCAAAAUGAUUCUUUGUGGUAAUCAACAAUAUGCCACAUAUGCUGUCGAUUGAUCUUAACUUAUAUUGAGGAUUAUUCCUUAUGAUUAUUCCUUAUUGUAAAGUGUUAUAUUUUCAUUUAUAUUAUAAUAUUGAACAAACAUAUUAAGUCAAAGUUAAUUACUAUAAGACACUGUAAUUAACAUGAAAUGUAAUUUUAAACUAACAAAGUUAUUGUAAUGUCAUAUCUGUUUCAGUAGGUGGCACUAACACGCUUAGCAAUUGUCUAGCAUGAAACAGUAGAAGUAGAGAAAAUUAUGUGUAACUAACAUGUGAGUUUCUGCCUUGUCUUUAUUUAUGUAUUUAUUAGACCUGAUAUGGUCUAAAAUGCUUUGACUUUUUGAAGGAAUAAAAUAGAUGACGUGCAAUUAGCGCUAAAUAUUUCAGGGGUCGGAUAUAUUUCUCAACUGCAGUGCCACAUUACAACCCUUAAGCACUUCAGUUAAUCUGCUAUUGCGGUAUAUUACACAUCCUACGAAGCAUACGGUGUCAUAAUAAUGUCUGAGGCCACGACCCCAGGAAGAAAGGGCAACUUGGCAGGAAGUGCCAGAAAAUUAAAGGACAACGCCGCAGAUUGGCAUAACUUCAUCCAGAAAUGGGAGCGCUUGAAUGACGAGGGAGCCGCGAUUGCCACUAGCAUAGUUAAUCUCGGAUUGAGCAAAAAAUCAGCCGAUGAGCCCAAUGUUGUGAUGGAAGGUGACAGCUCACAGACUGGGAGUCUGUCAGAGAUCAGUCUGAAACAGAGCAACCAAGAGCUUGAGGAAGAAUGCAACAAAUUACAGGAUGUUGUGGAAAAAAUGAUGCAGAAGAUGGUCCUUGCUGAGCGUGGGAUCUGUGCACUUGAAGCAUUCCAGUAUGGAGAGAAAGGAAACCCAGCACCACUGUUCCACACUUGGUCUACACAACAGUUUGCUGAAGUGUCCUCCAAGCUUUAUGCAUCAUACAAGCAGGAGUUGGCCCUAAAGCAGACAAUACUACAGGAAUUAGCCCACACUGUGAAUACUGACCUCACCAUGGUCUAUCUCUCAUCUUGGCAAUAUCAACCCUACAUUGAAGAGAGUGGAAAACUGCUACUAGAGAGUUUGCUGUUGGAAACGGGUCACAGAUCCCUGUAAUUCAGUUUUUUUUUUAAUCAAUGCAUGAGGACAAUAUGU
This is a messenger RNA of Xyrauchen texanus (razorback sucker), 1626 nucleotides long. RefSeq names its product cyclin-dependent kinase 2-interacting protein-like. NCBI's taxonomy places the organism in Eukaryota, Metazoa, Chordata, Actinopteri, Cypriniformes, Catostomidae. The coding region runs from base 970 to 1587 and encodes 205 amino acids. The record is from RefSeq and is a predicted model, not a curated record. The transcript is spliced from 4 exons.